GAACCCGUGAGUCGACCGCGAGAUCAUUCGUCCUGAAACAACAUGAAAGAGAUCAAAGUGAAUAAUCCCGUAUCUGUGUGAAGGAAGGGUGUUGCAUUCGUACGAGUUAUAGGUACACUUAUACAUAUGUGUGAGAGUGAGAAGACCAGCAUUCUACCAUCGAUCCAUCCCCCCAAAAGCAUUUGUCUCGUUGGCUUCCUUGGGAUUUCCCGCUGAGACAGGCAUGUUUGUGGAGAGGUCUCUUCUUCAUUUGUGCCCCUGCUGCGUUUAACGAGUUUACUUCAACCUAGGGAUGAACGGGCUACUGUUCCGCGCGAUGGUCGUCGUUUUGAACGCAUAAAAACGUAAUGGCCCAAAGGUGGUUGAUGUUCUUGAUGCUGGUCUUGGCCACUCUGGUGAGAGCGGGGGGUCAGCAUGCCUCUGUCAAGUCCAAGUAUGGACAACUGGUCACAUCAUCCACGCUGACGUGGAAAUCUGUGAACACGUUUGAUAUCAAGUCCAACGCCGUCCAACUGGAGGACGCCGUCCCAAGUGGAACAAGUGGAGCAUCCAAAGACUCAGUGGUCUGCCGCGCGGAACAUCAUGGAACCGUGGUCACGGGGCGAACCAUUUCCGGAGCCUAUUGUGCCAUUGGCUUUGUCAAUAAAGUCUACAAGAAGGAAAAGUUCGACAUUUUAGUGAAUGAGGAUAAGGCGGCUAAGCUGGAAUGGACUCCUUACGGCAAGUUCUUAGCCGUGCCCGAGGGUGCCGUCGCUGGAGUGGAUAUGAACUCCAAUAGGGAUCAUCUAUUCAUUGGCAGGCAUUUGAGCAAUCAAGGCGAAUAUUUAAGUGGGGCCAUUCAAGUGCCACUUUCAUCGUACUCAUUUGGCUCAAUGGUGGCCUUCGACGACUCAGGUCGCGUACUUGAGGUGUCGAGAGGCGAUGUUAUGGUAGAGGUGGAACCCAAACGCUACGAACUGCUACUUAAGGAGAAAACGGACACCGGAUCCGGGCUUAAACCGAAAGUGACCAGGCAGGACAUUGUCUUAGCAAAGUCAUCGUUAUUCAGAUUUGAUGAAGGCAAAGAUAGGGAGGCACGUCUACAGAAGGUCCUCUCCUACGACUACGAGAAGUCGGAAUAUUACGGACAGAUUCCUGGCAUGAUUCGAGCCCUACCUGCAACCAUCAAAUUGAGCAAUGGCCAAAUCCACUCCAUCCUCUGGGGUUUGCCAGAAAAGUCCAAGCAAACAGAAACCUUGAUGGUGGGCCAUGCUCUUCGUCAUCAAACUGCUGUGGACGUAUCUGUAGUAGGUGUGCUGAUUACCGAGGAGCAUUCCUAUUCAGCUGAUCUGACCACAGUUUUUCCGGACGGUAGCCGGCAACAUCGCCAUGUUAGUGGCGUACUCCAAAGGCGAUACCUCAAUAACAUACGCCCCGAGUACAGUCGGGUUUACCGGAUCAAAGACUCCAUUAUUGUGAGUGCCAAGCCCGAUGAGUUCACUUCCAGGGCCACCCCUGUCGACGAGGGGUACUCUACUUCUUGGGGACCCCCGCAAUCGCAGCCCCAAUCACCCCACUUCAAUUCUGAAUCACAGACAUCCGACGGAUCUCGACCCAAGCCUCGAGACCUGUAUGGAAACUCCGAAAGUCAACAAGCCGUUGUAGCGCCGACCUCCGCGUCGUCUAAACUGGGUGACAAAACCUUUUUGGCCACUAAUUUGCUGAUUUUAUCAAUGACGCUCUUUUUCACAGUGUGACCGUUAUAAAAGCAAGAAGCAAAAACACGCAAUUCAAG
Molecule: messenger RNA, 1774 nt
Organism: Tigriopus californicus
Lineage: Eukaryota; Metazoa; Arthropoda; Copepoda; Harpacticoida; Harpacticidae
Product: protein unzipped-like
Exons: 4
Coding region: 348-1736 (462 amino acids)
Source: RefSeq, a predicted model, not a curated record